AUUGCAGAUAUAUUGAAGGUGAGUUAUGACGAAGAAAAUGAAUACUACGUCAGAGAUACUUUUCAUUUCGCAACAACAGUAAACAACUUCACAAUUCCUGCUGACUAUACAUUAAUCUCGCUUGACGUAGUAAAUCUAUUUGGUAAUAUAGACAAACAUGAUGUUAUCAAGGUCAUAAAAGAAAAAUGGAAUAAAAUAAAAAAUCAUACACAGAUUAAUAUGGAGCUCUUCCUGGAAAUUGUAUCGUUUUUGUUGGAAAACAACUAUUGUACUUAUAAGGGAGAAUUUUUCAAGCAGAUAUUCGGAUGCGCGAUGGGUUCUAAACUUAGCCCAAUUUUAGCACAGUAUGUUAUGGAUCACCUAAUUGAAUCAUGUGUGAAAAAAAUACCAUUCAAAAUAUUAUUACUGAAGAAAUUUGUGGACGACUUAUUCAUGGCUAUACCGAAAAAUGAAAUAGCGAAUAUAUUAAAAUAUUUCAACUCUCACUCGAAAAAUUUGCAAUUUACCAUAGAGAAAGAGGAUAGUGAACAAUGUGUACCCUUCUUAGAUACAAGGGUACACAGAGAUGAUACGACUAUUAAGUUGAAAUGGUACAGAAAAGAAACUCAUUCUAACAAAAUGCUACAUUAUUAUUCAAACCACAACAUAAAUACAAAAAUAAAUGUAAUAAAACAGAUGAAAACUAGAGUCGAGAGAAUUUGUCAUGAAUCAUACAUCAGAGAAGGAAUAAACAAUCUUAUGGAAAUUUUCAAACAGAAUGGUUAUCCAAGAGGUUUAUUAACAAAAUUGUUGUUUUCAAGUAACAUAACAGACCAACAACAGACAAGAAAUACUGAAACAACAGAGGAAAUCCAUUAUGCAUCAUAUCCAAAUAUAAAUGGUUUAACUGGAAAACUGAAAAGAAUAUUUCAAGGUGAAAACGUCAAAAUUGCAGUACACAAUCAAAAGACCGUGAAAAACUUAUAUUCAAGACUGAAGGACCCGAUCGAAACGGCCGUCAAAAGCAAUGUGGUUUAUGAGGUGAAGUGUGAAAAUUGUGAACAAACUUAUAUAGGACAGACAUCACAGUGGAUUAAAAGGAGAAUGGCAUUACACAAAUCGGAUAUCACUAAACAUCCAGAACGAUGCGCACUAGCAUCCCACGCAUUUAAUCUUGACCAUAGGGUAAACUUUGAAGACGUGAAAGUACUGAAAACAGAAAAAAAUUAUCGAAAAAGAUUGGUUUUAGAAAUGAUUGAAAUCAAUAAAAAAGAGAAUACAAUUAAUAAGAAAACGGAUACAAAUAAGUUAAGUUCCAUUUAUCGUUAUUUGUUGGAAAAAUCGAAAGAAAGGGAAAACGAAAUAUUCUUCGAUGGUCCAGUCGACGAAUAACACCAUAGAAUGGCAGACUGUCAAACUAACAAAUUGAACGGAUUUUGGAAUUUUAUACCUUGACAGAUAUCAACAAUCGGAUUAGUUUUUAAAUUUUUCUAACAUUGUGUUUCAUAAGUGUUUUUAUAAAUAGUAGUUGCAUUCAAAAAAUUGUAACUCAAUGAUGAUUACUGAAAAUGUUUAUAGCUAGGCAGAUUUCUUUAACAUAACCUCAAAUUCAAGGCCCCGAAGAAGAAUUAAAUUGAAUUCGAAAGCUUGGCGAAGAAUGAAGA
Messenger RNA from Coccinella septempunctata (seven-spotted ladybird), 1643 nucleotides. RefSeq lists its product as uncharacterized. The transcript is spliced from 2 exons. Lineage: Eukaryota; Metazoa; Arthropoda; Insecta; Coleoptera; Coccinellidae. The record is from RefSeq and is a predicted model, not a curated record. The coding region runs from base 220 to 1371 and encodes 383 amino acids.